ACCCAUUUACAAAUCAUGUGAUUCAUUAAUGCACAUCUUCGCUAGUCAAUUCACACGUUGUUUUAAUUGGACAACUGUUAUUAGGAGUGGUUUUUUUCUCUAUCCAGCUUCAUAUUCGAUUUCAUAAGGAAUUGGUUUUAAAUAUCUUUUAUUCACCAAUUACACUAAUCAUGAAAACUGAACAAAGUACUACCAUGUGUUUUUCAUUGAUCCAAAUUAUCAUAAGGAAUUGUUCUUAAAUAUCUUUUAUUCACCAAUUACACUAGUCAUGAAAACUGAACAAAGUACUACCAUGUGUUUUUCAUUGAUCCAAAUUAUCAUAAAGGUUUGUACAUGUCCUAUUUUUUAUAUGUAAUUUUUGCGUUUAAAUUGAUACGAAUUUGAAUAGAUGAUUAAUCACUACAUGAGCCUCUAUGGACGUUAGGAAUCAAUUGACCAAACCAGACACGUUGAGUACAAUAAGUGUGAGUAAUCGACCGACCACAUGUACCUUUGCUGACCCUUAUAAAGUCUGUGAACGAACUGUAAAAUUUGUCAAGCAGUGAUAAAACAAUUUAAUAGCUUUCCUCCUAAAACGAGUGACUUGUUGCACUUAGCAAAAUAAAACCGCCUUGAUGAAGAAUCAACGAAAUCAAUAAUGCCAUAUGAAAUCACUACGGUUGAUAUAUUUGCAUAAAAACUCUUGUGUAAAGUGUGAUGAUUUACUAAAUAUUGAAUUUAAUAAAGUAUUAGAAAUAACAAAAAAGAAUUUUGCAUAACUUUAAACAUGAGAAUUGUGAUUUUUAGCAAUAACAAGAAUAACUCUCCAUAAGUAUGUGUAAUUUUAUGUAAAUACAGAAGCAUGUUAUAUUUAAUCUAGUUUUAUAUUAAUUUUGGUAUAUUUGCUAAUAAGAUUGAUUUGCAGAUACUAUCUAUUUUUUGUAAGCAAAUUUUGAUCCUUGAGAUUGAUUAGAUCCGGAAUUAAUCCUUUUGUCAAUAAUUAAUCUAAUUCAACAUUUUGUAACUGAUUGUUAAGUUUGACUAACCUUAUCUAUAACUUGCUCCCUUCAAUGUAAAAUCGGAGAAUUAUUAGGCCGAGUCGUAAAAUACUUGGAAGUUCAUUCGAGUAUUGAAAUAGUUGAGAAAUUUUGUAAUCAAAGUGGAUAUAUACCCCUUUUCACACUUUAUAUAAUUACAAAAAGCAACUGAUUACGUACUCACAUGGUCACAUGCAUAUUUAGAUACACUAUCACGAUAAUCCUAUAAAUAUUCCUAACUUGCUUUGGAAACGGUGAAAUAAAACUAUACUAACAUGUUAAAUGUGUAUGAUCAAACGAGAAGAUUACCGCACGUAACGUUGCUAUUCAUUUUUAAUAGCGGAUUCCAAGUGUUAUUUCACUAAAUAUGAUUCAUCAUAUUGAAAAAUGUAAAAUAGUCGAAACAGGAAGACAGGUAGUGAAUUGUCACGGGAAAAUUCAAACGCAGUGGACAAAAACAAAAUAUAAUAACAACAAAAAUUCCUGAGAAACGAUGUUGUUUGUCUAUGGAAAUUAGGAAGCACGUGAAUUAACCAAGGUACAUGGUGGGAGUCGUGGGACCAACGGUGGUCGACGUUGAAUCACAAGGCGACGUCACCUCUACGUUUGAGCCAGAAUAUAAAUUGUACCUUCGUUUUUAAGAAACGAUUCAAGUGCUAUGACGUAUAUUAUAGAUGAUUAAAUUAAUAUAACAACGUGUCAUUUGAAGUGGAUUUCAUUAUUAGAUGGUGGAAAAUUUUGCUUUGAUCUGCUGAUCACACCCGUAACAAGAAAAUGAAUGGUGCCAAUAUGGAUCAGAUCGAAACUUUAAUGUCUGUAUAACAGAAGUACGGGGCCAUCUUAACUACGCCAUUACUAGUAUAUAUGUUGUCCACUCAGUUGAACUACAAAGUUACUAUAUACAACAAUGGGCCUUAAGUGAGAGUUUGCUUACUAUUCCAUAAUAUGGUACAUUAUCUCGGCCCAACCCAAGUAGUCAACAUCGGAUAACUAUAAAUAUAACAUGUUUACAAAAACACAAAAAUUAUUUUUGUCUAUAAAGUAUCAAAACCUAUAAAAUAAUUGAAUUCAAUCAAUUGCAAAAUAUAUUAUUAAAUAUGAUUACUUAAAAGUUGAAAACAUCUUAUAUAUUGGAACACAAAAAUUCUUUGAAACAUAGUUGUCCGUAUGUUACAAUUCGGACUUUUUGUCUCAUCAACAAAGAAGCUGUAAAACACAUCUAAAAUGCUAACUUGAAAUUGUGUUACUACAACUUACAAUAUGCAAUUGUCAUUUGUCAUUUCACAUAUCAGAGUGACAUUGUAAAGUUUUAUAAUCUGUUUUCGCUGUAGACCAAUUUAAAGUCGUUUAGUUCUACAACAAUACGUUCUAGAUAAUAUAAAGAAAGUUAGAAAAAUGUUGGAAAGAUUGAUUACGCCCGAAUUUUUAAAUUGUUUCCAAAAUUGUUAACUGCACGGCAAACAACAUGUGAUGUGCCAGUAUCUCCGCUAUAUUAAUCGAGUCGAUGUUUAACUAUAUAGUCUCGAAUGUCGAACGAACAUUAAGCAUUAUAAUGGUAGGGUGACAAGAUUGACUAAUGAAAGGAAAAGCGAAGGAUAUGGAUAGCAAUGAAACAUAAUUCAUGUGAAGUAGGCUAAAACCGCUCCUACCUACAUUUCCCUUUUCUUGUGAUGUUUCCUUUGACUUUUAUUCAACUCAUCUCCGUGAAACAAUGUUCUGUCAAUCGUCGUCGUUUAGUCAUAAUUCUUGUAGUGGAAUGAAUUAGCUAGACAUUCCAUUGUUAGUGACAUGUAUUUUUAAACAUAAACAAACGUUACAAUAAUACACUUUUAUACCAAAAGGCAAAACACUUAUCAUUCAAAUCUAAAUAAAAAUAAAAUGGUUGUUGUUUUGCUUUGAAAAUAAAAUAAAGCAGUCGAGAUUGGAGCGUAAGCGCCAGCCAUCUUUAUAUAUUUCUACUUCUAAUAUCAUAUCAACACGCUUUACUAUAUAGUCCUUAUUUGACUUUUAAUAUAAAGAAAAGUAACGCGAUGGUUACAUAUUAAUAUAUAUUGCAUGUUAGCUCCCAUCGACAUCCAAAGCUUAAACCUUCUCACUCUCUCUCUUCUCAAAUGGAGGCUGAUGAUUUAACGAAACUCUCUCUUCUCCAACGCAGAAACGGCGGCGUUUCACAAACUCUAGACUUGGAGCUCCUCUCCGUCGACAAAUCUUCUGAUGAUCUUCUUCUACGUUACACCUCCCUAAGAGACAUCCUCCCUUCCACCACAGCCACCGCUGAUUCCCCUGCCGUCUCUGUAGGGGCCCCCAACAUCUCGAUCCGCAACCGCCUUGUAAAGCAAGCUGCUUGUGCCUACCUUCAGCCUGCUACUCCAACUCCUUCAUCUAACUCUUCGUUCUUCCACCGUGUCUCUUCCUCUUUCCUCCGCAUCCUAUCCGCCUUAUUCGAUUCCAUCCUCCGCCUCUUCCCAUCACCCCGGAGAAUAUUCAGAGCUUAGUGGUAAACAGAGAGACUUGACAAACUAUUCCCACGUCAUCAUCUCUGUUUUUCCUUUUUUUUUUUUUUCAUUUCAAAACUUAUGUUCUUUUAUUUCAAACAACUCGUGAAUGUUUUUGAUGUUCAUGUAAUACGCUUCAGUUUGAGCCCGGAACUUGCGGGCUUAGCUUUGGCGCGAGUCUCCGUGAGCGAUGUUUACUCAGUUACUUUCGCCGGUUCUUGUAAGACAAUGGUGCCAGAGACCAGUUAAAUUAAAAAAAAAAAAAAACAAGGCGCUGCCGUCAAAUUUUGUUUUUAGUUGGAUAAAUCAUUGUUAUGUAAUUUUUAGAUCUUUAAACACUGUUAUGUAAAAAUUUUAGAUGGUUGAGUGAUCAGGCAAUCCAAAAAAGUGUAGGUGUUUAAAACAUGUUUCGAUAAAAACAAAAAAUGAUCAACGUGAAAAAGAGAGGGAACAUUUGAUUAUUGAGCUUUUUAGACAUAUAUGAUCGUGUAAGAAAUGUCAAUCUAAUUGUAAUUCUAUAUAAGCAUACUAUUAACUAUUACUCUGUCUUUUUACAUCUUGUCCCUAACCAUGAGAAACUCACAAAAAAGAGAAUAUCACUAACCUUAAGGUCAAUCUUAAACCGUGUCCUACGCCUAAUUAAAAUCAUAAGAGUACAUUUUGAAGAUUGUGUUUUCCCAUGUUGGAUAUUAUUGAGUUUGACGGAGUUUGAUGAACCAUUUACAAGAGAUUUUUGACCUCUCUCUCAGUCCUUAGCUACCCUACUCUUAAAAGCAACUCAUGGAUGGAUCGUAGUUUGCAAUCAAUUACUAUAUCUCUAUCGAUGCACAUCAUCAUCACCAACGAUCAGCAAUACAUUAGCAAAUGUUAUGACAUAAGAGUCACUCCAUCUCAAGUCUUUAUGAUAGUUUCUUGCUGGUAAUAACAUUAGGAACAUUACAUAACCACCAACCAAUACAACCAGGGCGAUUUCAUAAAAGGACAGAGACAAACUGUUAGCAUAAACCAAGUAAAAUUCAAGAGAUUGAACACAUGGAUUGGGGAAGACGCUGUUUUUUUUGGAUAAUUUGCACACAAGGAUAAAC
Messenger RNA from Brassica rapa (field mustard), 4596 nucleotides. RefSeq lists its product as uncharacterized. The record is from RefSeq and is a predicted model, not a curated record. Lineage: Eukaryota; Viridiplantae; Streptophyta; Magnoliopsida; Brassicales; Brassicaceae.